This is a messenger RNA of Varroa destructor (honeybee mite), 8346 nucleotides long. RefSeq lists its product as uncharacterized. Gene Ontology annotation, cellular component: sodium:potassium-exchanging ATPase complex. Lineage: Eukaryota; Metazoa; Arthropoda; Arachnida; Mesostigmata; Varroidae. The record is from RefSeq and is a predicted model, not a curated record. Gene Ontology annotation, biological process: intracellular sodium ion homeostasis; potassium ion import across plasma membrane; sodium ion export across plasma membrane. Gene Ontology annotation, molecular function: ATPase activator activity.
UUCAAUCCGGGUACCUUUGUGGUCUUCAUAGUUCGCCUUUCACUAAAUCCAUAAACAUCCAUAUGCGUGUAUGAAAACGCAUCUAUGCCCAUGCCCCCCCCCCUUCUUUUUUUAAAAUUUAAUUUAAUUACUGUCCUUUUCCUUCUUGUGUUUCCUUUUUUGUCUCAUAGGUCACAACGGUUUAUAACUUUCAGACAAAGAGUUCAAGUGCAUUAAAACAGAAAAAAUAUAUGUUUGUGCGAGUCGAAUAAUAGUACAUGGGUUUGAACGAGCAUUAACAUUGCGCUGGUAGAUUAGCGUGAUUAGCUAGCAACUCGAUUGUCACUUACUCAUCUAGGAACAAACUACAACAACACAACAGACGUUGAUCAUUAGCUGAAGGUGACUAUUUUAGCUUAUCUAUUCCUUGUAAAAGGUACCAAGUUUCGUGCCCCUCUUGUUUUCAAAUUAUUGUCAUAUCUAAACUGGUUCAGAGGUAAGAGUUCUCCAUGGUGGAAAAGAGAAAAGCGAGACAUGGUUUUAAACAUGUGUCUUUUAUAGAAAGCAAUAAACUGAUACUGGCGCCCCACACGUUCAGGUGGUUGUGGUGCGGAUUGAGUAAGUGAUCAGAUGUGCGGCAAAGUGGUUCACCUCAGCUUACGAUAUCUGCUUGAGAAGAAAUGAUUCAAACAGGACACAGCAGAGAGCUUUGACCCUUUUGAGAAUUUUAGUUCAGAGCCUGUCUGAUGUAAAUAAGUUAUAUAUAUAUAUAUAUAUAAUAUUUGUAGGUAAAUGCUUAAAUUUUCAAAUGAGAAAAGUACACUUCAAGUCUUAACAGUCUUGCUAGGUUAGUGAGUAUCGCCAUUUUAGCACAACUAUCGUUGCGGCCCAUAUACUAGCGAAAAACAAGAAGAAUAAGGAAGGGCUAUGGUAGGCAUUGGUCGUACUUAGCGUUCAUUUGAUUCGCUUUUGAAGUUGAAAUUACCAUGCUUUAAAAACAUUAGGAGUACCUGUAAUCGUAGGAAUAGACACGAAUACAGCAACCCUGGGUGAUAAGACGAAUCCAGAAAUGCACACGUACGGUGACCGUACAGAGCAGAAGAUCCAUUUGACGUCAGCGUAGAUUCCUCAUCGGCUCCACCAUGUCUGCAGCAUCGUUCCGCGGCCGGCCACCAUCGUAUCGUUUGCUUGUUUUUCGAACAGACAGAAUAGGCCGCCCGUAAAAGGAGGCGGCCCCCGCCGGAGUUGACGCGCUCUCUUCUGUGACGGUACCGACAUCGAAGCUUUGUACAGAAGCUCGAGGGGAACAACUGCCUUUGCCUCUCUACCGUUGUCGAAUCACUUCUGGGAGAAGACUGUUACCUGUGCCUUGAGCAGAUAUUGACUGUCCUGGUAGAUUCAAACACAAUCUUCGAACGGCCGUGAGAACAGCUAGUGUCCAGUCCCUAGGUAUUACCAUUAACCUUACUUUUCCCAAGUAAUCUGAUGCUGUUUAGCGUAGAAAAGGCUGAUGCCUCUAAAUCGAACAUCAUCUUCGCUGGUGGUAAAAGGUCGUGGCCGUUGAUACGCUACUGUCUAUACGUACGUAUGAUAAUUCAGUUAUCUGGAUCACGCAAAUAGUACAAGUGAUUUCGUCUUAAUGCUUGGUUUGAGCAUCACGGAGUUAGAGUAUAAUCAACAUUCGUUAGUUAAAAUUUCUGCAGUAAGAUACAGAAUAUCCGUUUCAAGCGAUGAUUGGCAACCGUUGCAAAUAUAAAAAUUAUAUAUACUAAUGCGUUGAAACAAGUGAGAACUGAGGUGCUACUAUCAGCUGAAAAAAGGCUCGCAAGCUAAGGCACAACAGUACUCACUUCAUUUCGAAUCGUUACAUGGGUUUUGCAAGACUUAGUCUGUUGAGAAAACAUUAAUGGCGGCAAACGUUGUCUGGUGUAAUACAUGUAAAAUAUGUACAAGUCGAAACAUUUACGCUUUCAGAAGCACUCUGAGUGCCCAGUUAUUGCAUGUACCCGUUUCUUAACCAAACUCUCUGGAAUGGACAGUUCCUAUUUUCGCUGUCAUGUACUUUGAUAUAACCGCAGCGAAAACGUCAGACCGACAGACCUCCCAGCAGGUUUUCUGGAUCGCGCGUGUUAGCGUUGAAACGGUACCAGAUGCCACCAUUAUCACUGCUGUAACUGAGCCUUUUAUUCUCUACAGCCUGUAUUCUCCUAGGUUUUCUGAGACACUCAGCUAGAACAUGCCUGAAUACUAGAGCUACAUGAUUCGAAACCGUCUAAGAGCAGCUGGCGCUUCGAGCGUCGCGUGUAGACAUGAAUCAACUGAUGAAGCAACUAACUAAAACGUACAAUCUGUUGACACAGAGAUCGUAAUGUCAAAAAGUGCAUCGUACAGAUGCCUCUUUGCCCAAAGUGCUCUUUUUGUUGUUUUUGUAAAAACAGCUGUUGUAUCUAUUGGCAGUCUACUGCAAUUACGACACUUUUGAAGUAUUUAGCAGGAGAUCUCGCCCGUACUUAUGUAUCUAAGUACGGCCAUUUUUAUGUAACAUUUCAGCGUUUUAUACAGAGGUUGAGUUCUCAUUGAACCCCCUACUUGUGCAUUUUCCCAGUGCGUCAGCAUCUGUUGGAUUUCAUGAGGUCUAAAGGACGACCUCAUACGAGAUACUCAUCCACGAGAUUGACCAGCCAACAUCUCCAACUGCGUCUUGACAAACGCAUACAAACGGGAACAAUAUUAAUUUGGUUAGAAUUAUCUUCAUUUAUAGAGUGCUAUAGAGUGAAUAUGUAUUCUUCAUUUGCUCAACUGACACCCUUUGCUUAUGGACAUUUCUAUUUAUGUAGGCCUUUGUGUCGGCCGUGCCAGAUAUACAGCUAUAACUUUCGUACCCAUUCCCCUACUACUAAAUAUUUCCCAUAUCUGAUCAUCUUGAGGUUGAGAACCGCCAUUGUGUCCAGCUCUGUCUAAAAAAACCGACACUUUUACUGUCAUCAUUGCAUGCAACAGAAACAAGACGGCAGCAUUAGCAUCAACUGGGUAGGAGACUCAUGAGGCAUAGUUGAAGUCAUUCAUAGGGCUCCCCGUUUUUAGUUGACAUCCCGUUGGCUCAAUCUACCUGGACAGAGCUCUAUCUUUCACUUCUUUUUCCGUCCAGUGAUGAUGACGACUUUUUCUUAUGUUAGCGUUGGUGGAUGCCUCGUCGUACGUUAUGGACAGCACCUUCGCGCGGAGCAGCCAGCCACGACGACAGGACUGCCGUCGACGAGUCGUCGCAAACAACAGACAGUAAACAACUGGCUAUCGGGCUGCGCAGAUAGCAGCAGUAUCGACAGCACCAGAAGCUGUAGCGGGAGCUUCGCCACCGUACGCACCAGGAGAAAUGAGCUUUCGAAAAAGGAACAGAACGAAGUCUAGACCAGAUAAUCGUCCGACUUCCAUUACCGUAUCAGCAACUACCAUGACAAUAAUACGGCAUCAAUGAAGUACACGCUAGCUAUAAGCAACACGCAAGCGGCGACCUCUUGUUACGCGAUGAGUGGAAGUACUUUUGGUUGGCAAAACGUUUUAGCCACACACAAAGUCGUCUACGUUUUAUUUAACUCCAAUUUAUCCCACUGGUUGCAAAUUAUUACAGAGCUACGGUGAGAGGCAGAAGUAAUAAUAGUAGGUUAAAUUAAACUAAAACUGAGUAGCAGUUUUGAUUUUGCUAAGUGCUCAACAACCUUGAAAUGAAGCGUCAGAAGACCUUUUCUGGUCGCUCUCACUCUUGCUGCUGCUACUGCUCAUCAGGGUAGCUCAAACUGAGCGUUAGUUCUGUAUUCGGUAUUAGAAAGACGACGACACCGAUUCCGGAUAAGGUGUAUUGAAAUAAGAGGCUGUUGUUUGCGUCGACGACUAACUAGCGCGCAUUAAGAGCGAACAUUCCGAAGGCUUGUAGUUUAUCGUAUGCAAUACAGUUUAAGACGCAUUUAUUGAGCUUAUAUAAGAUUUCUAUUUGUACAAAACUGUUCGAUCACUCUUGCAGCGAUAAGGCUGCAAUACGCUUGUGAAGCAUGGAACAACCUUGAGUAUUAUCGCAGUAUAUGAUUCGACUAUAGCUUAUAUACUGUGCUUUUCUACUAGGUCAUAGCAGCUACUAGCGAAAUCGAUUUAAUCAGACUUACUAUCUCUACUGGACCAUUCAGUCUUCAAACCUUCUUCGAUAUCUAUAUGCCGUAUGUAUAAAUACAUGCAUGUAUAGACACACGCUCAUAUAUAUUAUUACUACCACUGCUUCUAGUAAGGGUUGGCUGGCGAGUCACAGUCGAGGACCCGAUCAGGUCGAGGCAACAAGGCUUGCCGGUCUGCUCGAAUCCGACAGGCUUGGGCCAACUUGGAAGACCGAAUUCGCGCACAAAAGGCCGCAGCUCUUCUGCUGCUGUUGCUGCGCUGCCGCAGCACAGGAGCGACCGAAGCGGCCCAAGUGUCCGUCAGCUGGCGUCUGCGCUGCUGCUACUGCCGCCGUCGAUUCGACCCGACCCAAGCGAAGCAAAGCGAGAUCUACAGCGACCAGCUACGACCCACCGGAGCACCAUCAACAAACCAAUAGAUGGAGACCAACAGCAGCGGCAACCGUAAUAACGAGAGCCACUAACGAAUGAGUAACCGGCAGCCGCCUCUUGUUUGUCGCCGCUGCUCAGCUCGAACUCAACCACUCUCCGGCUGCUGUUGUUGUCGGUGCUCCUGAUGCCGCAAGCUGCCGACGUUGAUACUGUUCAUCUUUGCUUGAACUCCGACCCUCUCCGCAUCCGGUGCCGCUCUUCCUAUUCCGCUCGGGCUGUGCGCAGCAGCGGCCGUGGUUCGGAUCUCUGAGCGACCGGGAGGAGAAGCUGCAUCACCUUGGUUCAGUGCUUGCUCAGCGCCUAGUCCAGCUCAGUUGAACGUCGGAGCUCAGCGAGAACGCUUCGUCAAAAGGCCAAUUCGAGAGCGACGGCAACUUGGUGGGCCAGCUAUCACUGUUUGGUCACAUAGUGAAACGGCUCUUAACGUCAGUAACACGGUAGUGUUCCGACCAAAAAAGAACAGAGAUAGGAGUGAAGACUGAAGUGUGCGUGGACAAAGAAAAUAAACAGAUGUGGUAUGAUGUGUAUUGCAUGAUAAAAGGAUAUUAAUGCCUGAUGCGGGCAGAAGAAGUUAAAGCAGCGCCUUUUUAAUAAGGCCUGUGGGCUCUUCUGAGGAUUUAUUACGUGUGAUUUUUCCGCGUAGGCCAUCAAGUAACUGUUACAACAUGUCGAAUUACAACAAUUUUAACUUUGCAAGACCGCGCUGUGCAGAGUCCCUACCACGGAUACCUUCGUACAACGUGAAUGUUCACAGCCAGACGUCGCAUUACCCGCAAAAAAUGUCAACUGGCGCUGCUUCGGUAGCACCUGUAACGGCUCCGGAAUAUACCGAGAUUACGCUACGGCCGCAGAUGCACCCACGGGGCCACUCUGCCGAAGCCAAUUCACAUACCUUAAGUCGCACUUCAGCUGCUGGAACAUUCUUUGGUGUGUACGGUGUAUCAAGUGUAACGACCGCUCAUUCAGCGCCUUCAAUGCCAAACCGAAGUAAUACACUCGGGACAUACGGUCGAAAUGCUGCGAGGUGGUCCAAUGUUGCCAAACGUAACUCUUUAGGCCAUACCCUGUUGUUGGACAAAGGCGGCAAUGCUCUUGAUGAUUUCUACCGCACCAUCGAUUCGAAACCCUCGCAGUUCAUCGUUGGGCGACAAAAUUCUGCACGACCUCAUCACGUUUGUUAUUCGCUACAAUGCCCAUGCCAACCAUCGGCGACCCCUUCGUCAGCAAUCAUGUCCCGUCCGACAGUUACCGCAAUUCCCACCAUCACCGGUAGUAUGAUGUCGAAUGAAGCAGCAAUGCCGCCUUUAUCGGCGUACUACCCUCAACAACAAACGCAGACUUCGCAUUCUCAGGCUCGAGUUCCGCAGCAUACUUCAGUGGCUCCGCCUGACCUCGAACGUUUCCGUCGCCCGGUAGAAUCUCCUACACUUAGUGAAUCUCGCAGUUCAUUGGCUAGCUCACAGCAGCAGCAGCAACAUCAACAACAUCAGCAGCAGCAGCAGUCAUUUGGAGCAACUGCACAGCCACAGUUGAAUGCUCAAGGACAUCAUCCGAAUGGUUAUCAGGACCUGGAAGAGACGUCCUCGGAGGCCAGCUCGACUAGAAUCGCCUCUAGGAUGAGCGGAGACCCCAACGUUACUACUUCGACAGAAAAUGAUACCCGCCAGCUUACUAAUGGAUGCAACCCAGCUAACAAUCCUCCACCACCGCCAUAUUCGCCAUAUUGCCCAGCGCUAACGACGACAACAACAGUGAUUCAUCAUGCCAUUCCACCAAAUAAGAAAGAAAGCCUGUACUCGAAACUGCCCUCAUCGGUUUCAUCCCGCCAGACGUUAAUGCGUGCUGUCUACUGUUCGUCCGUACUGAUCGCGAUGCUGACGGCGCUUUGUAUUGUAAUACUGGUCCUUUUCGGCGGGCGCACUGAGGGUGGUGCCUCGGCACUGCUCUCAGAAGACAUCUUCGGCAAUGCGAUGGCAACAGGAAUAGGCUCCGGAGCGCUCUCUGUUGUUCCCGCACCCACUGAUCUUGUCGACCGUUCGCAGGUGAUCAUCGUUAAUCGACGUAAUCCCACGCAGUCGGCCGAACAAGCUGCGCAGCUCUCCGACUUGCUAGCAUUGGUCGGCGCGUACAAUGCUACAGCUAGGGAUGCGGCAUUCCCGUCCCAGUUAAUUCAAACGGUCCAACCCGGGUGCACCGCAGAGGAGCAAUUCGGGUAUCGGCAAGGCGAGCCGUGUGUGGCAGUCGUUUUGCGUCCCGAUCCUGCUUUCGUCCCAGUACCAUUGGCUUCAUCCGACAGUUCAGAUACCACAGAUAACGCAGGUAGUAACCUACUUGAGCUCGAGUGCCUUUGCGAGAAUCGUCGUAACGUUCGAGUCGCCUAUUCUCCAUAUCGAGGCUUCCCGCUACGAUUCUUCCCGCGGUCGGCUCGAGCAUCGCCACUGCUUGUUAUGCUCCGCUUCGAAGAUUUACCGUUGAAAACUGAAUUGCGCAUUUCGUGUGGUCUUCGAGGUGCCCGUAAUAUCGACGCUCGCAACGACCGUGUCAAUUUCCAGAUUAUGGUCAUCUAAAUAAGUCAAUCACUGUGUACGAACUAUGAAAUUAUACCGAACAGAAGAGAAACAAAGGAAUGAGAUGAAGAAAACAACAAACCUCUCAAGCUGUAGCCCCAAAGAAUACAAAACCCUUCAGAAGAAGCUGGACCAUUUACAGAUAUUUUGCUGUUCCCUGGAGGGAAUCAAACGGUUCAGUUACUGUUGGAACAAUAAGCUAAAGAUUACCACUGCUUUAGGGUUAUUCUGAAGAAAUUUGAAACAACCCUCCCCACGUACAAGAGUAGCUCAGCACGAUGAUCAGCCAACCUCGCACAGAGAGUUCAUGUGAAUGUAAAUUUUUGUAGAUAAACUCACAAAUUUUUGCAACACGAACACUUGCAAUGAUCUGACUACGUUCGAAUACGGAUACGUUCAUGUAGUCAAACGAAAAUCUGUUAAUUACCGACUGUGUGGUGGUGACUCACGCUGGCGUGAUGAAGGCGGAUAACGUUAGGUUACCUGCUUCGUUCGCCCUGCGUAUUAUAGGACGCUAAUCAGCUAUACACAUAACGAAAGUCAUAUGAAGAGAUGAAAGGGGAGAAAGAAAGAGUAAUAUAAUGCGUUGAAGGAGACGAGUUUUUCGUACGUCGCGCAAAUUCUAUUUGCGUGUCAGUGCGAGGAAACUCCAGUGUAAAAUCAAAGCAUGUAAAUAUCUAAUCUCGAUAUUCUACGCGUAUCGUGGAAUCAUGCGUUGUCCGUGGACGACAUCUUUAAGACGACAGGCUCAGACUUACUGCGCUAUUGCCAGCCGGUACCAGACGAGUUACAUUAAAACAAGUAAAUAAUAAAGAGUAACAUGAGUAGUCGUGCUGACCUUUUAUACGGUUGCUGACUUAAACUAAAUCGAAAUAAGCGUAUAUUAUUCACAAGGCUACUCGAAAGAUCCAGUCUCCUCGGUGUCUUACUUUGGUUACUGCAGUAAUGAUGAAUGAGAUAACAUCAAUAUGACUGUAUGUAUUAAGAUAAAAAGGUAAUAAUUUAUUGAUAAUGAUUUAAUUACAUUUUCUAGUCUUGUACGAUGUCCAUGUGAAUGGGAGAGAGAAACGUGAUGGCGAAAACGAAGACAAUUCGAAGAAUAAAGAAGUAUGGAAUGGUACAAACGAACUACAAAUGAACGACAAAUGGAACAAAGAUUUGACGCAGCGUCAAAAACAACAACGAUGCACAAUAAUAAAACAAAG